AAAGACCAUAUAAAGCGAAGAACGCCUGGGCAAAAGUGUUUGUUGGGCUUGUUUGGUUCUUUCCAGGUUAGACCGUUCUUUAUAUUUCUGCUAUGGCAAAUAUAAGCGGGAAGAAUGACAACUUUAGAAGGACAUGGGACAGAGAGGAGUACGAGAAGAAAGCUAAAGAGCGAGCCGAAGAACUUGAAGACGACGAGGACGACGACGAAGAUGAAUCAAGUUCAAAGAGACGACCCUCAGCCCCAGUUAAAAGGGAACUUCUCAAAAGAAGAGAUUAUGAUGUGGAUCUUGAAGCAAACCUUGGUAAAUCGGUGGUCAUAACUAAGACCACACCGCUAUCCCACACUGGGGGAUACUACUGCAAUGUGUGUGACUGUGUAGUGAAAGAUUCAGUGAACUUUCUAGAUCAUAUCAAUGGCAAGAAACAUCAGCGAAAUCUGGGUAUGUCUAUGAGGGUUGAGAGAUCCUCUCUUGAUCAAGUAAAGCGACGUUUUGAGUUGAAUAAGAGAAAAAGAGAGGAGGAAAAACAAAAGAAAGGAAAAGAGUACGAUUUGGAGGAGAGAAUGGCUGUGCUGCGUGAAGAGGAGGAACAAAGGAAACAACAAAGAAAGGUUGCUCGUAAAGAAAAGAAGCAAAAGACAGUUGAUGAUGGAGAAAUUGAUCCUGAUUUGGCUGCUAUGAUGGGCUUUUCUGGUUUUGGCACUAGCAAGAAAUAGUAUAUUUAAUAAGUUUCAUUUGAAUUUGUAGUUUCUAUGGAGUUUGCUUAAGAUGAUGUAACGUGACUCCACAUUUUUUAUUUCAUACCACCAGUCCUUUGCUGAUGAAAUCAGUAUCUAAAAUUAGCUUCCAUCUAAGUCCUGGCUUCAUCUGACAGGCAUGUGAAAAUUUAACAGCUUUUCCUUUGUUUGCAUGAUUAAGGGGUGUGAACUAUAUGGAAUCCCUAGGGUCUUUUGAUGUCUCUGCUGUUUUUUCUGUAAUCCCCACCCUUAACCCAUAAAACAGAGUGUACAUGGUAUUCUAAUGGGUCCGCCCUGAGUGGCAAGAGAAAAUUGAUGAGUCAGAAAAAUACUAUAUAGGUGAGUAAUAUAAUUUAAUCUGAUAUUCAAAGUACAAAAUCUCUUUUUAGUUAUUUUCACUCUCUUAACAGUGGCUUAUACAUGUUGUGCAACACAAAACAAUGGCCAAUGUUUAGUGUAACAGAAGCAUCUGUCAAGUUUUAUAAUUUGUUGAUGUGGGUGUUUUGGUUGUUAAAAGUUUUGUUAAGUAACAGAAAUGUAUUGCAUGUAUUGUCUAAGUUUUCCAUGUAUGUUAAUGCAGCCUACAAAUCAAUGAUUGACAGUGAUUGCUAUCAACAAGUAUUUCUUACUUAGUUAAACAACUGAAGUGCAUAUUAUUAUAUAGCUAAAAGGGGCAGGUUUCUUACCCCAGAAACUUUAUACAAUUCAAUUUAAAGGGGAGAGAAACUGAAUUGUCAUGCCAUUACAACUGAGCCCAGAGGCAUUUACUGAUACUGUAGUUGUCAAUUGAUGAUAUUGGAAACUACUAUCACUCAGUGUUAGUGAACAUAAGGUAUCUGUUAGACUGUACCAAAUUAGAACAGUUCUAAGUUGGUACAGCUUAUUAGUUUAGAUACUGUUAUUAUUAGGUUUUAAAGGUUGAUAAUGAUUUUAGUUAAUUGAUUUAUUGUGUAGUCCAGGACUAAUGUAUAGUUUAACAACUUUCACUGCAAUAGUCUUCAAAUGCAUCAGAGAUUACCCAGCCUGCAUAUAAAAUCCCUUGAGAGGGACUCCCAUAUGAGAAGGUCGGGGAUGCUCAUUGGAAAAUUUGAAUUAAACCCUUAAUGGAGAUGAACCUGUAGGUGGCUUGAGCUUUGGAUGCCACUUAAAAUGGAAUAGGUUUAAUUACCAGCUGCUGUUAAUAAUUUUAUUUCAGGAAGGUGGCCCAUGCUAGUAGACCAGACUCUAGGGAGCGGUGGAAAUAGAGACUUAAAUCGGAAAAAAGAGCAUUUUUUAAUUUUGUAUGGUUGAGUGCACCCUAAAAUAUACUUUGGCAGAUGAAAAUAGUGGCGUUCUAUCACGAACACCCUAAACAAGAGGACGAGCAUCCCUGACCUUUUCAUAUUGAAGUUCCCCCUGGAAAAAUUCUGUAAAUUCUUAUAUUCUGAUAUUUGCCGCCUCAUAAUUGGAAGCAUCAUUCUAUUGGCUUGUCCUACUUUAGUUUUAGCUGAGUUUUGAGAUGGAGGUAGAUGAUCUUACUCUAAGCUGUAAGAUAUAUUACGCAUUUCCUACCAGUACUUGCCAUCUGGAUAACAUGAAAACAGAAAAGAAAUAAAAUUUUGGUAAAUAGAACAUUGGGAAGAUCUUUAAAUACUUCGACAGUUCCUCCAAGAUUGCUUCAGUUUAAAUAUAUUGAAGCGGCAUGCUAUAGUUCAGUUCCACAAGAUUGCUAUACAGACAGUGCUUGUUUUCAAUAAAAUAAUGUAUGCUUCUUUUAGAAAGCAA
This is a messenger RNA of Orbicella faveolata, 2501 nucleotides long. RefSeq names its product zinc finger matrin-type protein 2-like. Gene Ontology annotation, biological process: mRNA splicing, via spliceosome. Gene Ontology annotation, cellular component: nucleus; spliceosomal complex; U4/U6 x U5 tri-snRNP complex. The record is from RefSeq and is a predicted model, not a curated record. Lineage: Eukaryota; Metazoa; Cnidaria; Anthozoa; Scleractinia; Merulinidae. Gene Ontology annotation, molecular function: nucleic acid binding; zinc ion binding.